Castor canadensis (American beaver) is the source of this 447-nucleotide messenger RNA. RefSeq names its product natriuretic peptide A (gene Nppa). Gene Ontology annotation, biological process: neuropeptide signaling pathway; receptor guanylyl cyclase signaling pathway; negative regulation of systemic arterial blood pressure. Gene Ontology annotation, molecular function: hormone receptor binding; hormone activity. The record is from RefSeq and is a predicted model, not a curated record. Lineage: Eukaryota; Metazoa; Chordata; Mammalia; Rodentia; Castoridae. Gene Ontology annotation, cellular component: cytoplasm; extracellular region.
AUGGGCUCCUUCUCCAUCACCAUGAGCCUCCUCCUCUUCCUGGCCUUUCAGCUUCCAGACCAAACUGGAGCCAAUCCUGUGUCCAAUGCAGACCUGAUGGAUUUCAAGAAUUUGCUGGACCAUUUGGAGGAGAAGAUGCCUUUUGGAGACGAGGCUGUGGCCCCACAAGUCCUAAGCGAGCAGAAUGAUGAAGUGGGGGCAGCUCUCAGCUCCCUCCCUGAGAUGCCUCCCUGGACUGGGGAGGUCAGCCCAUCUCAGAGAGAUGGGGGUGCCCUUGGGAGGAGCCCCUGGGACUCCUCCGAUCGAUCUACCCUCCUAAAGAGCAAACUGAGGGCAUUGCUCACUGCCCCUCGGAGCCUGAGGAGGUCCAGCUGCUUUGGGGGCAGGAUUGACAGGAUCGGGGCCCAGAGUGGACUGGGCUGCAACAGCUUCCGGUACCGAAGAUAA